UUAGCCUUGUGCCUCUCAUGGUUUUGCUGGGCCAUCUUUCAGAGGGUGAGGAGCAGUGGCCAGGUGUUGGACAAGAUGGCAAGAAAAAAGUUUACCAGGCUGGAGAUUAUUCUCAGUGUCCUUUUGUUGGUCAUGUUCAUCAUCUGCAUUCCUCUGAUUGUGCUUUUAGCCCAAAAGUCUUCAGAAUCAACAGCCCCAGAUCCUGGAACCAGUGUCCCUCCUGACUCUGCAGCGUGCCCCGUGAUAAAAGAAUCGGAACGGAUCAACUGUAUCCCUGACCAGACACCAACGAAGACCCUGUGUGACCAGCGAAGCUGCUGCUGGGAGACUCAGGGAAGCUUCAACGUGCCCAGGUGCUACUACUCCAAGAGUUACGGCUAUCAAGUGGAGGGCAGUGUGGCAAACACGCCAGCAGGGUUCACAGCUCAGCUGAGGAAGCUGCCCUCGCCAUCCGCAUUCGGAAGCAGCGUCCAGAACGUCCUCCUCACAGCGGAAUACCAGACCUCCAACCGAUUCCACUUUAAGUUAACUGACAAGGACAAGAGCAGGUACCAAGUGCCCCAUGAGCACGUGAAACCCUUUGAAGGGGACGCCGCUGCUUCCUUGACCUACCGAGCAGAGGUCUCCACACAGCCCUUCAGCAUCAAGGUGAUCCGGCUGAGUAACAACAGAGUGCUGUUUGACUCCAGCAUCGGGCCCCUCGUCUUUGAUGACCAGUUCCUGCAGCUCUCCAUCCGCCUGCCCAGUGCCAAUGUGUACGGGCUGGGGGAGCAUGUGCAUCAGCAGUACCGCCACAACAUGAACUGGAAGACCUGGCCCAUCUUUACCAGGGACACAACUCCCAAUGGGGACGGAACAAACCUGUAUGGCGCCCAGACGUUCUUCCUGUGCCUGGAAGAUGCCAGUGGCCUGUCGUUCGGGGUGUUUCUGAUGAACAGCAACGCCAUGGAUGUCAUCCUCCAGCCUGCCCCUGCAGUCACCUACCGCACCAUCGGGGGGAUUCUCGACUUCUACGUGUUCUUGGGCAGCACUCCAGAGCAAGUUGUUCAAGAGUAUCUAGAGCUGAUCGGUCGACCGGUCUUGCCCUCGUACUGGGCUCUUGGGUUUCAGCUCAGUCGAUAUGACUAUGGGACCCUGGACAACAUGAAGCAAGUGGUGGAGCGGAACCGGGCAGCCGGGCUCCCUUAUGAUGUGCAGCAUGCUGAUAUUGAUUACAUGGACCGGAGGAGGGACUUCACCUAUGACCCAGUCCACUACAAAGGCUUCCCUGAAUUUGCUAAGGAGCUACACAGGAAUGAACAGAAGUUGGUCAUCAUUGCCGACCCAGCCAUCGCCAACAACUCUUCCGCCAGCGACCCCUACGACACCUAUGCCAGGGGCUCGGCUAUGAAGAUCUGGGUGAAUACUUCGGAUGGAGUGACUCCACUCAUUGGGGAGGUCUGGCCAGGGAGAACUGUGUUUCCGGAUUACACCAAUCCCCAAUGUGCUGUCUGGUGGACAAAGGAAUUUGAGCUUUUCCACAAUCAAGUGGAGUUUGAUGGAAUAUGGAUUGACAUGAAUGAAGUUGCCAGCUUCGUGGAUGGUUCCAUUUCAGGAUGUUCCAGGAACCAUCUGAAUAACCCCCCGUUCACGCCCCAUAUCCUGGAUGGGUUCCUGUACCGCAUGACCCUCUGCCUGGACGCUGUGCAGGAGUGGGGCAAGCAGUAUGAUGUCCACAACCUGUACGGCUACUCGAUGGCGAUCGCCACCAAUGAAGCUGUCAAGAGCGUCUUCCCCAAUAAGAGGAGCUUUCUCAUUACCCGCUCCACUUUCGCUGGCUCUGGGAAGUUUGCUGCCCAUUGGCUGGGGGACAACGCAGCCACCUGGGAGGACCUUCGGUGGUCCAUCCCUGGCAUGCUUGAGUUCAACCUCUUCGGUAUCCCCAUGGUGGGCGCAGACAUCUGUGGCUUUGCUAUGAACGUGACCGAGGAGCUGUGCACAAGGUGGAUGCAGCUGGGGGCUUUCUACCCAUUCGCCCGGAAUCACAAUGGCCAAGGCUACAAGGACCAGGACCCUGCCUCCUUUGGUACUGACUCCCUGCUGCUGAAGUCCUCCCGGCAUUACCUGAACAUCCGCUACACCCUGCUGCCCUACCUGUACACGCUUUUCUACCGCGCCCACACCCGAGGAGACACGGUGGCCCGGCCCCUGCUGCAUGAGAUCCUGCUCCUCAGGACCAGCCAGCUAGGGCACCUGCAGGCAGGUGCCCUACAAACUCAGGCGUACAUGCCCGAUGCCGUCUGGUACCACUACGAGACCGGGGCACGGGCGACGUGGAGGAAGCAGCAGGUCGUCAUGGAGUUGCCUAGAGACAAAAUCGGGCUUCACCUGCGAGGAGGCUUCAUCUUCCCCAUACAGCAGCCCAGCACCACCACUGCGGCCAGUCGACGGAACCCUCUUGGCCUGAUCAUUGCCCUUGAUGACAACCAAGAAGCCAAAGGGGAGCUUUUCUGGGAUGACGGGGAGACCACAGAUACAGUGACUGGUAGCAAGUACCUCUUCUGUGAGUUCUCCGUUUCCCAGAACCAGUUGGCUGUGAAGAUUGUGCAAUCGAACUACAAAGACCCCAAUAAUUUAGCAUUUAAGGAGAUUAAAAUCCUUGGGACCAAGGAACCUACCAACAUUGUGGUGAAACAGAACAACAUCCCAACUCAGGCUUCUCCUAAAGUCACCUAUGACACUGUCCUCCAGGUCGCCACCAUCACGGAGCUUUCCCUUGUUCUGGGGGAAGCAUACACCGUGGAGUGGAAUGUGGAUCGUAUAAAUGACUCAGAGAAAAUCAACUGCUACCCGGAUGAGCACGGUGUUUCUGCAGAGAACUGUGUGGCGCGUGGCUGCGUCUGGGAGGAGUCUACCACGACCGGAGUCCCCUUCUGCUAUUUUGUCAACGAGCUGUACUCUGUUGGUAACAUUCAGUACAGUGCUCUCGGGGUCACCGCCGACAUCUCCUUGAAGGAUGCUCACCAUGCCAACGCCUUCCCUUCCACCCCCGUGGCCUCCCUCCGCCUGGCUGUCACCUACCACAAGAAUGACAUGCUGCAGUUUAAGAUUUAUGAUCCCAACAACAGACGUUAUGAAGUCCCAGUGCCUCUCAACAUACCUGCCGCGCCGUCCAGCACCCCUAGCGACCGGCUGUAUGACGUCCGCAUUAAGGAGAACCCCUUUGGGAUCGAAAUCACCCGGAAGAGUACCGGCAACAUCAUUUGGGACUCUCAGCUCCUCGGCUUCACCUUCAACGACAUGUUCAUCCGCAUCUCCACCCGCCUGCCCUCCCCAUACCUGUAUGGCUUUGGGGAGAAUGAGCACCGGUUCUUUUUGAGAGAGCUCAACUGGCACACGUGGGGCAUGUUCUCCCGGGACCAGCCUCCGGGGUACAAGAUGAACUCCUACAGUGUGCACCCCUACUACAUGGCGCUGGAGGCGGACGACAGUGCCCACGGGGUGCUCCUGCUCAACAGCAAUGCCAUGGAUGUGACGUUCCAGCCCUUGCCUGCCUUGACAUACCGUACCAUAGGAGGAAUUCUGGACUUCUAUGUGGUCCUGGGACCCACUCCAGAACUUGUCACUCAGCAGUACACAGAGCUGAUCGGCCGGCCUGUGAUGGUGCCUUACUGGUCCUUGGGAUUUCAGCUCUGCCGCUAUGGAUACGCGAAUGACUCAGAGAUUGCCAGCCUCUACGACGCAAUGGUGGCCGCCCAGAUCCCCUACGAUGUGCAGUACUCCGACAUCGACUACAUGGAGCGCCAGCUGGACUUCACCCUCAGCCCCAAGUUUGCUGGCUUUCCUGCUCUGAUCACACGCAUGAAGCAGGCGGGGAUGCGGGUCAUCCUUAUUCUGGACCCAGCCAUUUCUGGCAACGAGACCCAAGACUACCUUGCGUUCACAAGGGGCGUGGCAGAGAACGUGUUCAUCAAGGAACCCAACGGUGGCAACAUUGUCUGGGGAAAGGUCUGGCCCGAUCUCCCAGGGGUUGUGAUCAACAGCUCUCUGGACUGGGACACCCAAGUGGAGCUGUACCGAGCUCAUGUGGCCUUUCCAGACUUUUUCCGAAAUUCAGCUAUCACGUGGUGGAAGAGGGAGUUGAGAGAAAUGCACUCCAACCCCCGGGAUCCGGACAAAAGCUUGAAAUACGACGGCAUGUGGAUUGACAUGAAUGAGCCCGCGAGCUUUGUGAAUGGGGCUGUCCCCCCAGGCUGUAAGGAUCCCACCCUCAAUCGCCCACCCUACAUGCCAGUUCUGGAGUCCAGGGACCGGGGCCUGAGCAGCAAGACCCUGUGCAUGGAUGGCGAGCAGGUGCUGGCUGACGGCUCCGUGGUGCGGCACUAUGACGUCCACAGCCUGUACGGCUGGGCCCAGACCAGGCCCACCUACGAAGCUGUGCAGGAGGUGACAGGAGAGCGAGGCAUCGUCGUCACACGCUCCACCUUCCCCUCCUCGGGCCGCUGGGCAGGACACUGGCUGGGAGACAACACAGCCGCGUGGGACCAGCUGAGGAAAUCCAUCAUUGGCAUGAUGGAGUUCAGCCUCUUUGGCAUCUCCUAUACGGGAGCAGACAUCUGCGGCUUCUUCAGGGAUGCGGAGUAUGAGAUGUGUGUCCGCUGGAUGCAGCUGGGGGCCUUCUACCCCUAUGCCAGGAACCACAACACCAUCGGGACCAGGAGACAAGACCCCGUGUCCUGGAACUCCACCUUUGAGGACAUUUCCAGAAACAUCCUCCACAUCAGAUACACCCUGCUGCCCUACCUCUACACGCUGAUGCACAAGGCCCACGCCGAGGGCAGCACCGUGGUCCGGCCCCUCUUGCAUGAGUUUGUGUCCGAUAAGAAUACUCGGGAUAUAGACACCCAGUUCCUGCUGGGCCCUGCCUUCCUGGUCAGCCCUGUCCUGGAGUCUAAUGCGAGGAGCGUCUCUGCCUAUUUCCCCAGAGCCCGCUGGUACGACUACUACACGGGUGUGGACAUUAAUGCACGGGGAGUGUGGAAGGUACUGCCGGCCCCCCUGGACCACAUUAAUCUCCAUGUGCGUGGGGGCUACAUCCUGCCCUGGCAGGAGCCCGCACAGAACACCCGCUUGAGCCGCCAGAAGUUCAUGGGCAUCAAGGUGGCCUUGGAUGAGAAUGGCGCUGCGGAGGGCUGCCUCUUCUGGGACGACGGCACCAGCAUUGAUACCUAUGAGAAAGGGCUCUAUUACUUGGCCAACUUCUCAGCCAGCCAGAAUACUGUCCAGAGUCGCAUCGUCCACAAUAACUACAUCGCAGCAACAAAUGCUUUGAAACUGGGAUACGCUGAGAUCUGGGGGCUGGGCAGUCUUACUGUCAUCACCAGUGUCCGCGUCUCUCUGAGUGACAAAGAUAUCACACCGCACUUCACCUACAACUCGAUAGCACAGGUGCUAACUGUGAACAUGACCAGCAAUGAUGUCAACCUCCAUCAGUUCGAGUCGUUGACCUGGACAGGCACUCUGUGAACGUAAAGAGCAGGAGGCUGACUUGACAGUCGACCACUCUGAAGUCACCUAGGCUCCAUGAUCAUAAUUAGUUCAUGCCCCUUUUGGGUAGAUGAUGUCAUUGCUUUUAAUAUGUGUUCUAUCUGGGAAUCCCAACUGUUGACCCCUCCUCCUACA
Messenger RNA from Echinops telfairi (small Madagascar hedgehog), 5661 nucleotides. Its product is annotated as maltase-glucoamylase, intestinal. Lineage: Eukaryota; Metazoa; Chordata; Mammalia; Afrosoricida; Tenrecidae. Gene Ontology annotation, biological process: carbohydrate metabolic process. Bases 76 to 5505 code for a protein of 1809 amino acids. The record is from RefSeq and is a predicted model, not a curated record. The transcript has 48 exons. Gene Ontology annotation, molecular function: carbohydrate binding; alpha-1,4-glucosidase activity.